UUUGUCUGGGUGCGUUGCGGGAGCCGGUCCCUUCGCGCGUGAGGCUGCGGCGUGGAAGCCCCACAGGCUCCUCGGACUUCCAUCUUCCUCGGAAACCUCAGGCGGUCCAGCCAUGGCAGCGGCCAGGCUCCUGCCACCGCCAGCAGCACCCCAGGCCAAGGUGACCUUUGAGGAUGUGGCCGUGCUCCUCUCCCAGGAGGAAUGGGACCGCCUGGGCCCUGCUCAGCGGGGCCUCUACCGACACGUGAUGAUGGAGACCUAUGGGAACGUGGUAUCGCUAGGACUUCCAGGAUCAAAGCCCAAUGUGAUCUCUCAGCUGGAGCGAGGCGAAGAGCCGUGGGUCCUGGACGGGCAAGGGGCUGAGGAGACUAGGGGCCUGGGGAGUGGCCGGUCAGACAGCUACGGGCAUGACCACACGACAGCUCGUAUGCGACAAGACCGUUCGCCCUAUCCAUGGGAGCAUGAGAACAAGGGAGAGAACCCGAAGAGGGAUUUGAGUCUGAAGCCGUUUCUUUCAGAGGAAGGAUCCUCGGUUCUGGGGGGAGCACCCUCAGGCCAGCCUGAUCACAGACCUUACAGAGCCGAGCAGAGCUGCCCUGUGAGCCCAAGCCCCGGCGGCCCGCCUGGAGCUCAGGUCCCCAGGCGGAGUGUGCCUGCCCCCCCGCAGCAGGGUGUCCCCGGCGGGGAGAGACCCUACAAGUGCACCGAGUGCGGGAAAUGCUUCGGCCGCAGUUCCCAUCUGCUGCAGCACCAGCGAACCCACACCGGGGAGAAGCCCUACGUGUGCGGCGUGUGCGGGAAGGCCUUCAGCCAGAGCUCCGUCCUCAGCAAACACCGGAGAAUCCACACGGGCGAGAAGCCCUACGAGUGCAACGAGUGCGGGAAGGCCUUCCGCGUGAGCUCGGACCUGGCGCAGCACCACAAGAUCCACACGGGCGAGAAGCCGCACGAGUGUCUGGAGUGCAGGAAGGCGUUCACGCAGCUCUCGCACCUCAUCCAGCACCAGCGCAUCCACACGGGCGAGCGGCCGUACGUGUGCCCGCUGUGCGGCAAGGCCUUCAACCACAGCACGGUGCUGCGCAGCCACCAGCGCGUGCACACGGGCGAGAAGCCGCACGAGUGCGCGCAGUGCGGCCGCGCCUUCAGCGUCAAGCGCACGCUCCUGCAGCACCAGCGCGUGCACACCGGCGAGAAGCCCUACACGUGCAGCGAGUGCGGCCGCGCCUUCAGCGACCGCUCGGUGCUCAUCCAGCACCACAACGUGCACACGGGCGAGAAGCCGUACGAGUGCGGCGAGUGCGGCAAGGCCUUCAGCCACCGCUCGACGCUCAUGAACCACGAGCGCAUCCACACGGAGGAGAAGCCGUACGGCUGCUACGCGUGCGGCAAGGCCUUCGUGCAGCACUCGCACCUGACGCAGCACCAGCGCGUGCACACGGGCGAGAAGCCGUACGUGUGCGGCGAGUGCGGGCACGCGUUCAGUGCGCGGCGCUCGCUGGUGCAGCACGAGCGCAUCCACACGGGCGAGCGGCCGUUCCGCUGCGCGCAGUGCGGCAAGGCCUUCAGCCUCAAGGCCACGCUGAUCGUGCACCUGCGGACGCACACGGGCGAGCGGCCCUACGAGUGCAGCCGCUGCGGCAAGGCCUUCAGCCAGUACUCGGUGCUCAUCCAGCACCAGCGCAUCCACACGGGCGAGCGGCCCUACGAGUGCGCCGAGUGCGGCCGCGCCUUCAACCAGCACGGCCACCUGAUCCAGCACCAGAAGGUCAUCCACACCGGGGCUAAGCCCCACCAGUGCAGCGAGUGCGGCAAGGCCUUCCGGCAGAGCGCGCAGCUCGCGGCCCACCGCAGGGUCCACGCGCGGGACAAGCCUUACGAGUGCGGCGACCGCAGGAAGGCCUUCGGCCGCAGCUCGCGGCUCCAGCAGCACCAGAAGUCCCUGCUGCUGCUGCGCCAGCGGCUGCACACGGGCGAGAAGCCGUUCGGGUGCGGGGACUGCGGCAAGGCCUUCAGCCAGAAGUCCAACCUGACGCUGCACCAGAAGACACACAGCCCGGAGAGGCCGUUCGCCUGCGGCGAGUGCGCCAAGGCCUUCUGCAGGAGCUACAUGCUGAGCGAGCACUACCGGCUGCACACAGGAGAGAAGCCCUAUGAGUGUGAGGAAUGCGGGAAAGUCUUCAGGUUGUGCUCACAGCUUAAUCAGCAUCAGAGAAUCCACACUGGAGAAAAGCCAUUCAAAUGCAUCGAGUGUGGAAAAGCCUUUCGUCUGAGCUCAAAACUUAUUCAGCAUCAAAGAAUUCAUACUGGAGAGAAGCCCUACAGGUGUGAGGAGUGUGGAAAGGCCUUCGGUCAGAGCUCCAGCCUCAUCCACCACCAGAGGGUCCACACAGGGGAGAGGCCCUAUGGCUGUCGGGAGUGUGGGAAGGCCUUUAGCCAGCAGUCCCAGCUGGUCAGACACCAGAGGACCCAUACCGGGGAGAGGCCCUACCAGUGCCAGGAGUGUGGGAAGGCCUUCAGCCAGAGCUCAACACUGGCCCAGCACCAGCGGAUCCACACCGGAGAGAAACCUUACAAAUGCAACAAGUGUGCAAAAGCCUUUGGUUGUAGCUCACGACUUAUUCGCCAUCAGAGAACUCACACUGGAGAAAAACCAUUUAAGUGUGAGGAGUGUGGGAAAGGCUUUGUCCAGGGCUCACACCUAAUUCAGCACCAGAGAAUUCACACUGGAGAGAAGCCCUAUGAGUGUAGUGACUGUGGAAAAGCCUUCAGCCAGAGCUCAAGCCUCAUUUACCAUCAGAGAAUCCAUAAGGGAGAGAAGCCCUACGAGUGCCUCGAAUGUGGAAAAGCUUUCAGUAUGAGCACACAGCUCACAAUACAUCAGAGGGUCCAUACUGGGGAGAGACCCUACAAGUGUACUGAAUGCGGGAAAGCCUUCAGUCAAAACUCAACCCUUUUCCAGCACCAGAUAAUCCAUGCAGGAGUGAAGCCCUACGGAUGCAGUGAGUGUGGGAAAGCCUUCAGCCGGAGCUCCUAUCUUAUCGAGCACCAGAGGAUCCACACCCGGGCCCAGUGGUAUCAUGAGUAUGGGAAUACCCUGGAAGCUUCUACCCACGUGAGCCGUAAAAAAGUCAAUACUGUAAAGAAACUGCAUAAAUGUAAUGAAUGUGAGAAAAUAUUCAGGUGGCGCUCACAUCUCAUUAUACAUCAGAGAAUUCACACCGGAGAGAAACCUUACAAAUGUAACGUUUGUGGCAAAGCUUUUAAUCGGAGCUCAAGGCUUACUCAGCAUCAGAAAAUUCACAUGGGGUAGACCUCUUACCUUUAUAAAUGUGUAUAAGUGUGAAUAAACCUACAGCCUUAACUUUACGUAUUUUAUAUGGGAUCAUUUAUACUAAGAAUUUAGAAUGUGGGGAGAGAGUCCAGAUUCCUCACUUAGGAAAGAAAAUGUCCAAAUUCCUAUAAAGUGGAUGUUCCUUUGCUGGAAUGUGUGACCUUAGCCCGCUCAGCAAAGCCUGUGUCCCUCGAGUCAGGGUGCACAUGUGUAGGGUUUUGAAUUCACAGAGGGAAGACCCUCGGUCCUGUGGAUGAGAAAGAUCAUGGGAAAAGGCCUGUGAGCAUCGCCACACAGCUUAGAAGUUACCCAAAGUGUCUCCCCUGAGCACUGGCCCCUCAGACUGCCUUCAGCAAUCAGGAUGUGUUCGUUUGUGCUCAUGGAAGCCCAGAGCGAGGGGCCUAGAACUCCCUUCUCUUGCCUUCUUCACCUGACUCCUUCCAAGUCAGCCCCACCAGAGCAAGCUGGGGAUACGCCAGAGGGCCCCGGGGACCAGGCUCUGCAGAGAGGAGCUCGGAUCAGCACAGGACUCCAGGAACCAAGCCCAGGUUGUGAUUGUGGGACCUAUUCUGCAACUCUGGGAUGUCAUCGUCCUUGAAAUCCAGAGUCUCUCUGCUUGCCAGCAUCACUACAGGGUGAUCGGAAGAACUGAACUGUGAGAGCUCUCCCCCCCCUCAACCCAACUCUGAGACCCCCGAGCCAGCGUCUCUAGCCAAACCCAGUGCAGACCUGGCCUCAGCAGGAAGAGCUCAUGGGAGCCCAGUGGAUGCCCUCCAGAGGCCAGGAUGUGACCCUUCCUGCUGCUUCCCAGACUUCCUCAGACUUGGUCCUGCUGUACAAACUGCCAGAACUGGGAGGGUCUGUAAGCAGACAGGUGGGCCUGUUGCCUUUUCCCAGAGGCUGGUGGAGAUGGAGACAGACUGCUGCCAGCAGCAUGAGACUGAGGACGGUAUGGAUCGUGGCCCUGCCCUAGGGUCCUGGAGUCACCAACUGUGACAGCGUUUGAGGGGACCAGAGGUUUUACUCAGACCGACUACUACCUGCUGCCGCUCACGCAGGACCUGUCGGUAUUGCUGUCACUGCCAGUUACCACUUAGACAAGACAUGGGCCAAAGAGCCCUCCUCCCUGUCCUGGUGGAGAGGCCCAUGUGUCCCACAUACAGUUUGGGAUGGUCAGGUCCAUGUGGGUUUCUGUUCUAGCACACGGACCGGGAUCUCAGCCCAAUCACCAGCCACCGCUGGUUAGCCAAGCACAAAGUCCGGUGUGCCGUCCGGCUGCAGUACUAGUUCUCGGGGUGAAGAUUGUGCCCCCAGACUGUACCUGCACCUUUGGAGGUGUCCCCUCUCCAGGUGCCAGGGCACGAUGAAACCACUGUGCCCAUUUCAGUAGCUGUAACCGCCUCUGCAGCUGUCCCUGCUCCACCCAGAACUUGGGUCCAGAAAGGUCAGUGCGAGAGGACCAGGGACUGUGGCCCCACAUGGCUUAGGAAGGCAGGUUGGCCACUGACUGUGCUGUCCCCCGACAGGAAUCCUCUCUAGGCCACUUCCUGGGAAGUGAUAGGACAAGAGGGGUGGGAGGUUACAUGAAGGCUUCCAAAUUCCAACCUGGGCACGAUGCUGUCCUCUACCAGCAGCUCCAGGCCAGCCAAAAAGGGCCAGAAGCUUCCACGUAAGUCACCCAGGCCCCUGGAUUUUCUCUUUGGAUUGACCUGGUCCUAGAUCAGGGCCUGGAACAUGGAGGCUAUUAGACUGGGUCGCUCUCAUUCCUUGGGAGCUCCACAGGCUGACCAAAACGUAGGCCAGAGUCGAUUCCUGUAAGUGCACUCAUCUGGGAGGACGGAGUUUAAGAACGGCCCGUCACAGCCAGGAGCAGUCUCCUUUGUGAGACUCUCCCCGUCUCCUGCUGGCACGACACUCACUGUUAGGUGGGCACUGCCUGGUUCCAGCCCACGUUUGUGCAAAUAAACUCUUUAACACUUUGAUGUACCUCACUUUACCUCUUUAAAGGCUUAAAAGCUAAGAAGGGUUUUUACAUUUUUAAGUGGGGGAAAAAAAAGACUAUUUUGUGACAUUUCAAAGUUCUGUUGAAAUGAGAUUUCAGUGUGACCAAAUAAAGUUUAUUGGAACAGA
Molecule: messenger RNA, 5461 nt
Organism: Enhydra lutris kenyoni (northern sea otter)
Lineage: Eukaryota; Metazoa; Chordata; Mammalia; Carnivora; Mustelidae
Product: zinc finger protein 7
Exons: 11
Coding region: 113-3310 (1065 amino acids)
Biological process (GO): negative regulation of transcription by RNA polymerase II
Molecular function (GO): RNA polymerase II cis-regulatory region sequence-specific DNA binding; DNA-binding transcription repressor activity, RNA polymerase II-specific
Source: RefSeq, a predicted model, not a curated record